AUGGUCAGCAAGGCAAAUCUCCAGGGGUUGGCCGUCGCGAACAACAAAGUCUACACCCAUCCUAUCACGAUUGCGAUAUGGGUUGCGCUGUCCUCAGUGUUCAUCCAUCUCAUGAACUGGUGGCCUGCAUCCGUGCACGGCUUUAUGGGGUACCUCAAGCCCAUUCCUGCUUUCGCCUCUACUGCUGUCCCGGUCAUGUUCUUCGUCGACUGGAUUAAUCGUCCGUACUUCGAGUCCCUCACACAGGACGUCCUUCGCUAUACAGACAUGUCAGACAUAUCUGGUUAUUACUCGCGUUCACCUGCGUCGGGUCUCUGGCUGCUCGAGUUUGGGAAUACCUUUGUUGGCCUCAUCGCCAUGGAUGCCCCACCAGCGAAAAAGGUCAAAGACGAGCAGAAGGCACCGCAAACCGCCCUUAUACGACACUUCCAUGUCGAAGAGAGCUUUCGGAAGUCCAACAUCCAAGAUGACCUGCUGGACUACGCUGUCAAACACGCUUUCAACACCGACCCCAAGCUCGAAAGGAUCGAAGCGACAGACUCUCCCCUCAUUCUUUAUCUUCGUCGGCAUUUUGCAGUGGAAUUUGGGCUCCCACUGAAACCAGACCCGAAGAGCAAGUUUACAUCAUCCGCCGGCCAGACAAUUCUCUUUUGCUUGCUGUACCCUCCAUCCAGUUUAUUGCCAACGUCUUCCCAGAGUUCUGUCGAGGUACAUGAUUGGAUGGAACGCGUUCCAGGAUACGAUGACGCAGAUUCCCAAAGUGAGCUGCUUGAGCUCGUCGAGAACGCUCUACAGGAUCCCUCUCGUCCUACGAAUGUCAUCGUGGACUCGAUGGACACCUUGCUCGCCGAUAAAGGAUCUUUGUCUGAGACGUACAAAUGCCUCUCCAAAGUCUACGCGCUUGUUAAAAGGCAUUCUAACGCACGAUUCAUCCUGCAUUCUCAGUCCCCAUCUACGCUUUUGCCCCUCAUCUCCCAAACGUCCUUCUGCUCCUCCCUCGCGCACAUCAUUACCCAUCCAACGGCCCUCCUAACGCACCUCACGACCGAGUUCCUCAUGCCUCCACCUCCACUCUCACCUCUUCCAAAAUUCUGGGGACUCUUCCUGCCUAUGAGCGAACGAGUGCACGACACCGAGCGCCUAAUUUUUGGCUCAAGUGGCGAGGGGAGCGGGAACCCUGCCGAGUUUGUCGUCGAGCUGAUUGUACGAGAAGGCGCUGGGAGGAAGCGGGGUGUCGAGCGCGUUCUGGAAGGGUGGUCAAGUGCUCUAGAUGGGCCUUGUGAACUGUCUGCUUUGGAAGGGUUGAAGCAGUUCGUGAAGAAGCCACAGCAAGAGCAGGUUUCUGGUCCAGAUCCAACGCAGAACCUGUCUUUCAACCUCAACCUAACUAGCUCUCAGCAGGAGUCCAGGUCUCAGGUUCCUUUGCCUUACGCUCACGAGGGAAAACCGAUAACGAUCAACACACCUGGUGCAAUAUUCUAUGAUCCUGAUUCUGCGGACGACAUCGACGACGAUGACCCAGACGAAGACUUGGAUAUAUAA
Molecule: messenger RNA, 1542 nt
Organism: Cyclocybe aegerita
Lineage: Eukaryota; Fungi; Basidiomycota; Agaricomycetes; Agaricales; Hemipholiotaceae
Source: the annotation of a GenBank genome assembly